AUGACAAAUCUCCUAGCAUCGCUAAAUAUGAGAGGCGAGAAGGUACUUCUCAUAGGCUACUCAAACGUGACAAGUCUACGAAUCAACUCAAUAAUUGAUUCUCAUGCAUACCCCAUACUUCUCGUUCAAGAAAAUGUUGAUCUACCAGCCAGUGUUACAGAACAUGAACGCAGCAGGAAAUUAGAGGUGAUCAGGGAGGACCCAGAUUAUGCUUCUAGGAUCAAUCAUUACUUAACAGGCAUAGGUCGCCUCGAGGUGGAUAAUAUUGUUGACCGAGUUUUUGUCACUCUUCCUCAACAUGAAAAGGUCUUGAAGGAGGUUAUUUUCAGACUUUGCAAAAGAUUGAGGAUACCAGUAAAUACAACAGAUUCCCCACAAUUCAGCACAUUCACAUUAUUAUCAACAUACAAUCAGGGGGAUUUCCAACUUGGAGUUACAACGAAUGGAAAAGGUUGUAAAUUAGCAUCAAGAUUAAGACGAGAAAUCGUCCAUAAGUUACCAACUAACAUAGAUGUCAUCUGCAACAAGAUUGGUGAUUUACGUCGACAGAUCCAAAUUGAAGACGAAAUAAGCUUCGAGAUUGGCGACGACGACGAUGACUCUAUAAAUACACACAAAUUUAAUUCACUAGUUCACGAGUUCAGCCAAACACAAGAGGAAAUAAAGGGGAGAAGAAAUCGUUGGCUAUCACAGAUUGUCGAGUAUUAUCCGUUGUCCAAAUUGGCUACUUUAUCUGUGGAAGACUUGCGGUCUGCUUAUGAUCAAUACAAGCGUGGUAACACACAAGAAGUCGAUGUUCAAGUGCUGUCGAAACAAGGCAAAAUUGCUCUCGUUGGAAGUGGGCCUGGAUCGGUGGCACUUUUGACCCUAGGCGCAUUACAGACUAUCUACCAAGCGGAUUUAAUCUUAGCUGACAAACUAGUACCACAAGAAGUUCUUGAUCUCAUACCGAAAGUCCAUGGCCCUGAGUUGUUUAUUGCUCGUAAGUUUCCUGGAAAUGCCGAACGUGCACAAGAGGAGUUGUUAUCACUAGGAUUAGAAGCUUUACAAAAAGGCAAGUUUGUCUUGCGGUUGAAACAAGGUGAUCCGUACAUAUUUGGACGCGGUGGAGAGGAAUACAACUAUUUCGCCGAGCAUGGAUUUGAACCAAUUGUGAUACCAGGAAUAUCCUCAGCAUUGGCGGCACCAGUGGUUGCUGGUAUACCAAUGACCCAUAGAGAAGUCGCUGAUCAGGUAUUGAUUUGCACCGGUACAGGUAGAAAGGGUGCUGUACCAAACUUGCCCACAUUUGUCCCGAGCCGAACGACAAUUUUUCUUAUGGCGUUGCAUAGGAUAGUAGAGUUGAUCCCUGUUUUGGUAAAAGAGAAAGGAUGGUUACCUGAUUUACCAGUGGCGAUAAUCGAGCGUGCCAGCUGUCCCGACCAACGAGUUAUUCGUACGACGUUGACAAAGUUAGGCGAAGCAGUGGAGCUGUGUGGAUCCAGACCACCCGGAUUACUAGUCACAGGAUAUGCAUGUCAAGUGAUUCAUAAAAAUCCUAAUUUUAAAAACUGGAUAACCUCAGAAGGGUUCCAAUACGAUUUCGACAACUCAAAAAUAUCGGUGGUAUAG
Messenger RNA from Lodderomyces margitis, 1611 nucleotides. RefSeq names its product uroporphyrinogen-III C-methyltransferase (gene MET1). NCBI's taxonomy places the organism in Eukaryota, Fungi, Ascomycota, Pichiomycetes, Serinales, Debaryomycetaceae. The transcript has a single exon. Gene Ontology annotation, biological process: siroheme biosynthetic process; sulfate assimilation. Bases 1 to 1611 code for a protein of 536 amino acids. The record is from RefSeq and is a predicted model, not a curated record. Gene Ontology annotation, molecular function: uroporphyrin-III C-methyltransferase activity.